UAUAUCUGUGGCUAUAGUUAACAGUUGUUCUUGUUAUAGUUGUUACUCGUUAUUCAAUAGGUACUUAAAUAUCAAUAUUGUCUAUGCUGCUCUGCUAUUAAAUUAAUGCUAUAAUCUAUUCAGACAUUAGCUAGUAGUUAAGUAUUCGGCUGUUGGACGACUUUCAUCAUAUUAUAUAUUUCCUAUUUCCAAAAUUAUUUUUUGUUAUUAAUUAUUUUCUUAAAUUCAAAUUUAAAAUCUCWGUGUUCGGUAGUUGGUGACGUCUUUAUCUCACGAAUUGUAAAUUUGUAAUAAUCGUAAUAAUGUAUCUGGAUUCAAUCAUGUUUGUGAUUGUAAUAUUACAGAUUGUGUAUAAUAUAAUUAUUAAAAAAUGAAGUUAAAUCAAGAGUAUUGGGUAUCAGAACUACCAACACCGCUUACAUUUAUUCCAAUUACACAAUUAGCAAUUCCAGGAUCUCACGAUUCAUUUUCGUACACCAUCACACCUCAUAGCAAAUUAGGGCCAGAUGCAUCAAGACUUGUAAAAUAUUUAAACGGCCUGUUAGGACCUGUCAUGCGACGAUUUGUCUACAAAUGGUCUAUUACUCAGAAAUGUAAUAUUCAAACUCAACUACAUCUUGGAAUAAGGUAUUUUGAUUUGAGGAUGGCAACUAAACCAAAUGAUACUAAUUUUUACACAGUUCAUGCACUUUAUGGUGAUCCAGUUAUAAAGGAAUUGGCGAAUAUAAAAGAAUUUUUGGUGACACAUACCAAAGAGAUUCUCAUAUUAGAUUUUCAACAUUUUUUCAAUUUCUCAGAAGCAGACCACAAUCGAUUAUUGUCAGUUUUGAAAUUACUAUUCAAUAGUAUGAUUUGUCCUUAUUUAUAUCCAAUUGAGAUGCUUAACUUAAAUACAAUGAGAGCAAAUAAUUGGCAGGUAGUUAUUAUUUAUAGACAUUCCCAAGAUGAUAUAUUAUUUUGGCCAUCUUCACAUUGGCCAACACCCUGGCCCCAAACCACAUCUUAUAAAAAAUUAAUAACAUUUUUAGAUUGUGGUCUCAAACAAAGAAAACCAAAUGCAGGAUAUGUAACUCAGUGUCUAUUUACUCCAGAUGUAAAGUUUAUAAUGAGAUAUUUUUAUUUAAAUCUUCAAUGUUGUUGUCGUUCAUUAAAUAUUGCAAUACCUAAAUGGAUAAAUAAUCAAAAAAUAGGUUAUGAGCAUGGUGUAAACGUAWUAAUUGCAGACUUUAUUAACAGCGAUGAAUUUAAUUUUUGUGAUAUUGUUGUCCACCUGAAUUAUAAAUUUUUAAAAACUUAAAAAAAUACACAUUGUUUU
Messenger RNA from Diuraphis noxia (Russian wheat aphid), 1315 nucleotides. Its product is annotated as PI-PLC X domain-containing protein 3. Gene Ontology annotation, biological process: lipid metabolic process. Gene Ontology annotation, molecular function: phosphoric diester hydrolase activity. The record is from RefSeq and is a predicted model, not a curated record. NCBI's taxonomy places the organism in Eukaryota, Metazoa, Arthropoda, Insecta, Hemiptera, Aphididae.